This is a messenger RNA of Scaptodrosophila lebanonensis, 2667 nucleotides long. RefSeq names its product activating signal cointegrator 1 complex subunit 2. The record is from RefSeq and is a predicted model, not a curated record. Gene Ontology annotation, biological process: regulation of DNA-templated transcription. Gene Ontology annotation, molecular function: ubiquitin binding. Bases 308 to 2566 code for a protein of 752 amino acids. NCBI's taxonomy places the organism in Eukaryota, Metazoa, Arthropoda, Insecta, Diptera, Drosophilidae. The transcript has 5 exons.
UUAACGCUUGCGCUUUAACGCGUGCUUUUUUGGUAGGUAAGAUUAUGGUGGCUUAUCGAAUAUCGAACGGACGAAAAUGUUCUCGAUUGGCAGUUCACCUGUUACCCAGGGCUGCAGCAUGAGUAAUAAACAAUACAUUAACUACAUAAAUUUUAGCAUAUUUCAAUUAUUCUCUAAAAUCAAAAUUUAAGGCAAAAAACAAAAAAAAAAACAUUAAAAUAAUCAACGUGUGUAAUAAUAAAAGUACGUUUAUAAAAAUACGCCAAGGGCUAUACUACGAUAGUGCAGUGUUUGUUUUGGUGGCAACAUGCUGGACAACACCAACUGCAAUCCAGAUAAGCUUUCUUUGGGGGAUUUAAAGCUGGAACUGACCUCCAGUGAUGGUGUCAAACGACAAGUGCCCGCGCUGGAUGAGCAUUGGAUUACUCGUGAUAAGGAUAAGCCCUUUCAGAACUACGUAUGCAUGCUCUGCUCGUUCAGGCAAAUUAAAUCGGGUGCCGCCUUAGAGGAAUGGCUUUACAUAGCCACAUGUUGUCAACAGGAUUUGGAGUAUUUGCUCGGUCUGAGUCAUCAUGUAUUCUGGUCCCAUAUGGUGUACGAGGAGUCGGCCAUGAACGUUAUUGUCACAUUUCUGCAACGUGCCAAUCCAUACUACAGAACGGAUUCAUCAACGGGCGAAACUACACCCAUUGAUGGUGCAGCUGCCUCCAAAGCUGAAGCGCUUUAUGCCAAACUACUUAAUCUUGUGGUACGAGUCAUUUUGCGUCUUCUAACCGCGCAGGAAUCGCCCACAGAGUGGAUUAUCCCAGAACAGCAUGGCGAUUUGUUGUACAAAAAUUAUUUGAUUUCUGUUCCUCUUUUAUUUGAUCUCGUCGUUGCUGUGGGCGAUGCUGAAGCCCAGAACGUUGCUUUGCUAGAGAAGAUCUUUACAACUGUGCUCAGGCUGCAACCCAAUUAUUUAAAUGACUUCCGGGAGGGCCUGGCCUUCUAUGAGAAUGCUUUUUUAAGCAUGCAGAUUCAGGUGGACAACGAAGGCUGCGAAGGCGCUUGCGGCGGAUCGUUGCUGGACAGCGAUGCUGAGACGCCGUACGACGAUGUUGUCCUAUUCGCCCUCGACUGUGCCUACACGCUGCGCGUUCUACUCAAAGUGUGCCCGGCGUUAACGCAGAUCUGUGAAGAAACCAAAUUGCCACAGUGCAUCGCCAACUUCUAUGACCUGACUGUUCCAAUGAUGUAUAAAAAUAUUUGUCUGGUCAAUCCAAUGGCCAGAUCGCUCAAGUGGUUAAACGAAGCACGUCAGCAAUUUAUUAAUGCGGUGAGGAGCAUAACACACGCACAACUGCAGAAAGCAUGCCAGGAUCCGCAGUCGAGUAGCGCCCAAAAGUUUGUGGAACUGCUGCAGGAAUGCCUAACGGCGCACACAUUUGUUGUGGAUUAUGAACGGCAAUAUCCAGUGGAGCACGAUGUCCAGCAGUUGUUGCCCAUCUGCCCAAGCAUCAAGGACUACAAAGUGGACUUUGUUGUGGCUGGCUAUCAGAAAGUGCUCGGAGACUGCACCACCAGUAUCAUGGCCGAAGAACUAAGCGGGGCCAGUAGCAUGGAGUCCCUAGAUGAUUCACACAACUCACCCAUACCAGGGAACAUAGGCACGGCUACACUAACCAAUGGCAUCGAUUGCAGUUCCCAAACUCAACCGCAACGUGAUUUUGAUUUGGAGGCAACUGCUGUGCUGGAUGUGCUGCCGGAUCUGGGCAGGGGCUUUAUACAACGUGUGCUAAAGCGCUAUGAGAAUAGUGAACAGGCCAUAGCGGCAAUACUGGAUGAUAAUUUGCCACCGGAUUUAAUAAAUAAUGAUCGACAGGAAAUCUAUAUUCCGGAGGAUCCUCAAGACAAGUUGCAGAAAAACCUGGGACUGCGACAUUUUAAUGUGCACGAUGGCGAUCGCUAUGAUGUGCUGACACAGGAAAUGCCGCAGUGCAUCAUAAAGCAGGGCAAGGGAUUGCCCGGAAAGCCACGGAAUGCUGAACAAAUGUUGGAUGACAAACGGCACAUUGGUGAGCUGAAGGAGCGCUAUCAGAAAUAUGCCCUCGUUGAGGACCAACUGGAUGAUGGGGCAGAGUAUGAGGAUGAGUAUGACGACAGCUAUGAGGCACUAAUAGAUGGUCAGGCAGCACCAUUACAUAAGCAGCGCCGUCAACAAUUCCCUGAUGCUGGUGUCUAUGAGGCCCCAGAUAACGACGACGAUGAGGACGAUGAUGGCUCAAGCAGCGAGGGUAGCAAUACAUCCCCACGUGAUACUCACAGCGCUGACUUCUGUGAAAAUCCUGAAGUGAUACGCGCUCGCUACGCGGCUCGUCAGCAGGCCAAGUGGGGUAAUCGUGGAGCAGGCACAUCGGCGCCACCACCGCCCAGCCAACGCGAUGUGGUAGGCGCAGCCAAGGGCCAGGGUCAGUCGCGGGAAACGCAGCGCAAUCGUGGCCAAAAAGAGGCCCACAAAUCGUCGCGUGCCAAUCACAAUCGCAAGGCUGGCGCCGCCUACAAGCGAAGCAAAGGAAUGUUAUCCUAAAGCGGCAGUAAAAGGUUCAGUUUGUAUAUUCCAUCUUAAAGUUAAAACAAUAAUGGAAAGCUUCAGUUGAGUAAGCAAAUAAAGAAUUAUUAACACAUAGA